AUGGGUGUUAUAUUUAGUUGCUGUAAUGUACACAGCGGCGACGAUGAAGAGCAAGAAUCCUUGCUAAGGUCUCAACAUGAGAACAAUAAUAAUGGUGAUCCUAACAGCGAUAGUUACGAUGCAUUGCUUCAAAGACAAUUAGAAUUACAAGAACAGAAAAGACUAACAAGAGAGAAACAAUUGAGAGAUAUAGUUACUGAUACAAAUGAUAAAUUAAUUGAUAUCUCUAUGGUUAGUAAUAGUGGGAUUGUAAUACAGAGCGAUGAUAAUGACAUAUUUAGAAAGGCUGCUUUGGAAGAUUCUGCUAUUACAGCAAAUACCACUGUAUCUAAUGAAGAUAUUACUAACAAUACACAGAAGGACAACAAUGUAACGUCAUUGAAGAAAAGUAAGUAUACAGUGCUUAAUCCUGAUGAACAUCUAACGGAUAAGGAUAAAGAACGACUACAAUCUACGUUGCGUAAUGUAUUGAAAGAGAUAGAGGAGCAAGUCCACAUAGAAGUGCCGGGCAAAUUGACAGUAACUAUCUAA
Molecule: messenger RNA, 531 nt
Organism: Naumovozyma dairenensis CBS 421
Lineage: Eukaryota; Fungi; Ascomycota; Saccharomycetes; Saccharomycetales; Saccharomycetaceae
Gene: MEH1
Product: Meh1p
Exons: 1
Coding region: 1-531 (176 amino acids)
Biological process (GO): cellular response to amino acid stimulus; endosomal transport; positive regulation of MAPK cascade
Cellular component (GO): membrane raft; late endosome membrane; Ragulator complex
Source: RefSeq, a predicted model, not a curated record